Molecule: messenger RNA, 1272 nt
Organism: Lacerta agilis (Sand lizard)
Lineage: Eukaryota; Metazoa; Chordata; Lepidosauria; Squamata; Lacertidae
Gene: ASCC1
Product: activating signal cointegrator 1 complex subunit 1
Exons: 10
Coding region: 154-1212 (352 amino acids)
Biological process (GO): DNA alkylation repair; regulation of DNA-templated transcription
Cellular component (GO): nucleus
Molecular function (GO): RNA binding
Source: RefSeq, a predicted model, not a curated record
GACGCAUGCGCGAAGCCACCCUGCCAAUAGGAGGUGAUACCAGGCCGAACAACCGCGGCCUUUUGUUACUCGCCCGUUGGCCUCCCGGUGACCAGCCACGGCCGCUUUAGUGUGCCCCACGGCACCCCCGUCUUUCAGCAAAAGGAAAGCACAAUGGAAGUUCUGCGGCCACCACUGAUAAGAAUUGGAGGACGUGUUUACAGGAAAAAUCAUAAUCGAGAACAGCCCCACCAGCAUGAAGAGGAAGAUUUCUAUGCAGGUCCUGAGGAUUGUGCAGAUGAACCCUGUGAUGCCUUUGUAGUGGAAGAGACACAAAGAGGGUACCAAUGUGCUGUGGACAUUCCCAGCCCACUAUACAAAUAUAUAAUAGGCAAAAAAGGAGAAACAAAGAAGAAAAUAGAAACAGAAACCCGAACCUCUAUCAUUAUUCCUAAGCCUGGAGUUGAAGGAGAAAUUGUGAUCACAGGACAACACCGGAAUGGUAUUAUUUCAGCUCGAACGCGAAUUGAUGUUCUUGUGGAGAGCUUCCGCAAGAAACAACCCUUCACACACUUUCUGUCAUUUGCACUCAACCAACUUGCAGUCCAGGAAAAGUUUCUACAGUUCAAAGAGGAAGUGUUGGAGAAGUGCUCAAAUGACUAUGGUGUCAGUAGUAGCCUGUUCCAGAACCCUGCCAAGCUCCAUCUGACUAUUGGGACGCUGGUACUCCUGAAUGAACAGGAAAUCCAGAAGGCCCAGGAACUCCUGCAGAGGUGUAAAGAAGACUUUGCUGACUCAAUUGCUGGAGGCAAACCACUAACUGUAGAAGUAGCAGGUGUAGAGUACAUGAAUGAUGAUCCAGCCAUGAUGGAUGUUCUCUAUGCAAAAGUUCGUAUGAAGGAUGGCUCUAACAAGCUCCAGCUCAUAGCAGAUAGACUGACAGAUCGGUUUGUGACCUCUGGACUAAUGAUGAAAGAGUGGGAUCGGGUGAAACUCCAUGCCACAGUCAUGAACACAAUCUUCCGGAAAGAUCCUAGUGCUGAAGAGCCAAGUAAUAGAUCUGCAGGCAAAUUUUUCAAGGAAAGGGAGUCAUUUGAUGGACGAAAUAUAUUGAAGCUCUUUGAGAACUUCUGCUUCGGAGAAGUGCAGCUGAAUUCAGUCUACCUCUCUCAGAGAUUCUCCGCAGAUAGCUCUGGUUACUAUGCAACAUCUGGGCAGUUAAAUUUCUCCUGAAGUAGAGACCAAUGCCCCAACAGAAUGACAUCAGAACUGCACAAUGAAGAAGAAGAAGAA